CUUCUUAAUGGAGAUGGAAUCUUCAGCGGGAGCAGAAGAAGAUAAGAAAGAAGAAAACCCACAAUCUUGAUGUUUUUAAAGUUCCUCUUUUUCAAAAAAGUUGGGACUUUCUCUGUAUGAGAAAAAUAAAGCAUUUUUUUCAACACACAUUACUUUCGUGUUCUAAGUCUCAAAAUUUCUCUAAUUUUCGUUCUAACAUAUAUAAUCAAUUCCUCACCCCAUGGAAGAAAAAAGAAAGAAAGACGAUCCACCAUCCACACGGUUCACAUGGACGAUUGAGAACUUUUCGAAGCUGAAUACCAAGAAGCUAUACUCUGAAAGUUUCUAUGUUGGAGGAUACAAAUGGCGGGUGCUUAUAUUCCCAAAGGGGAACAAUGUGGACCAUUUCUCAAUGUAUUUAGAUGUUGCGGAUUCAGCAACUUUGCCAUAUGGGUGGAGCAUAGACGCAAAUUUCAGCUUAUGUGUGAUCAAUGGUAUUCAUAACAGUUUUACCGUGAAGAAAGAAACUCGACACCAGUUCAAUGCACAAGAAAGUGAUUGGGGUUUCACUUCAUUCAUGCCUCUCAGUGAACUGUAUGGCCCUUCUUGGUUUUAUCUUGCGUUCGAUAGAUGCGUAAUUGAAGCUGAUGUUACGGUCUUCCAUUCAGCUGAUGAUUACUUGGCACAUGACCUAAUAAAAGAGACUGGCCAUAUUGAGGCGGCAAAGACUACCUCGGGCAAAGGUGAAACUCCCAAGUCUUCUUGUCAAGGGGAAAUAAUUGGGAGGAUUAACAGACCCACUGCUUCUGGUACCCAUGCAAUCCUGCCUCGGACUGAUACCUCGGGCCGGUCUCUUGUCAGUAAAUCAGCGACCGAGGUGAUCAAGACUUCUGUCCCACCAACCACUCAGGCCCAAGAGUCUGUCGGCAGCUGUACUCUGGUCGCAAUCAACAAUGAAGAUGAGUUGCCAAGGAGUCCUCCAAUGAGUUCUCCUCCUGAUUCAUUUUCGUUUGAUGACAUGGAUGCCUAUAUCUCCAAGUUGGUGUCUGUAGUAGAGACUGAUGCACCCUUUGACUCCAGUAUCGAAGGAUCGGUCGCAGCCUCCAUUCCUCAAUCAACUAUUGAGGAAGCCAAAAAAUUCUUUAUAAAGAUGCUAUCUCGGGACCUAUCAGAAAUUCCUGAUUUUGCCGCACACCUUACAGAAUCCAUCUUUGUCUUGUCAGAGUGCUGUGACCUUAGUCCAGCCCAGCUUGCAGAGUUGAACACCCUUAAUGUUGCGUUUCCAACACUUCUCAAAACUUAUCAGACUUCCAACCUUUCUUUGAAGGAGGUCGAAGGAAAAAUGGAAGAAAAGCAAGGAACAAAGAAGUCUUUGGUUGAGCAAGUAAAGAUUAAUGCAUUCGCAUUCCAAACACAGAGGGCUAUUCACAAGGACUUGAUCUCGAAGGAGGCCAAGCUUCAACAAGAGGUUGAGCGUCUGCAGGCAGAACUGGCAAAGAUCUCUGAGAAGAAGAAAAGUGCUGAGAAAGAGAUCAAGGAACUGCAUGGGAAGACGGUUAAUCUAGAACAGUCUAGGUCCUCCGUUCUUGAGGAGAUCUCAACUCUUGAGACCGAGAAGAAGACUACGGAGAGUUCUCUGUCCUUGGUCCAACAAAAAUGGAGCGAUGUAAGGCACCUAUUCAUGGAACCAAACAAUUAAUCUCCAUUUUUUUUUUUUUUUUGUCUUUGUGACGAUAAACUUUUGUUGAUGUGCUGUUAUAUUUGUCUCUAUAGGCCUUUUAGGAUAUUUUACUUAUUUCUGGUUUGUUGGGAUCGAUACUCUAUACAGUCUAUAGUUUUUAGUUCUUUAGUUCUACUAAUGAAUGUGAUUAACUUUUGCA
This is a messenger RNA of Cornus florida, 1859 nucleotides long. RefSeq names its product MATH domain and coiled-coil domain-containing protein At3g58220-like. Lineage: Eukaryota; Viridiplantae; Streptophyta; Magnoliopsida; Cornales; Cornaceae. The record is from RefSeq and is a predicted model, not a curated record. The coding region runs from base 221 to 1678 and encodes 485 amino acids. The transcript has 5 exons. Gene Ontology annotation, molecular function: protein binding.